Schistosoma turkestanicum is the source of this 1067-nucleotide messenger RNA. The record is from the annotation of a GenBank genome assembly. Lineage: Eukaryota; Metazoa; Platyhelminthes; Trematoda; Strigeidida; Schistosomatidae.
UAAUCUGCAACAUUCUACCCUGGUUUAAAUCACACGCGCUCAAAUUAAACACACGAUCGCACAUUGAUUAAUUUGAGAAUGAUUUAUUUGUGCAUUGGAGGAUAACUAAUUAACUAACUACUAGUGUGGUGUAUUUUUUCAAAAUAAAUUCUUCCCGCCAUCAUUUGUCACUAUUAUUAUUAUUAUUAUUGUCAAAUUUUGUGGAAUAUAGUUUAUCAUUGUCAUUAUUAAAAACGGAUGCCUAUAAAAUAAAAUCGAUCGUGGAUUAUAUUUAGUUUGUGAAUCGUUUUUUUUUAUUGACCAAUUGACAUAUAUACGCCGAAUCCACACAUCCACACACACUUACAGAAGACAUGAAAGUUAAGAACAAACGUCCAUACAAUCGAUCAGAGACAACAUGUACACGUAGUAGUAGUAGUAAUAGUAGUGUUAGUGGUAGUAAUACAAACUCUACACCGACUACUACCAAUGCUACAUCAGUUGGAUAUAUGUCAAGUAAACUGAGCGAACAACCACCAUUGAAUUCGUCGGAUCAUACUAACAAUGAUUCGUUGAGUAAUAGUUGUAAAAAGAUUGUUGACAGUAUAGUAACAUCGAAAAAUGCCAAAACACGUCGUCAUAAAACAAGUAAAAAACACACGAAUUCAUCGUCCUGUUGUUCAUCUUCGUCUUCCUCGUCAUCCACCUCCUCCUCAUCGUCAUCGUCGUCAUCCUCUUCAUCAUCACCGUCUACUUUAAAUGUCAACAACACUACAACUGUAUCACAACUCAGUGGAACAUCGUUGAAAAUCACUCAACGUAGUGGACGUACCCAUGUGACAAGUGUAAAUGCGAACACUGCCACUGCCACUACUACUACUACUACGACGACGACGAACAAUUGUACUAUUUCUAAUGCUGAAACUAAUCAACCAAUUGAUCCGUAUGAAUUUGCAAUCAAAAUUGAUGAUGAGCCCAUGACAACAAUAAUCAAUAAUCAAUCUAGUUUCAAUGAGAAUUUAUUACCGAUUAAACGAUUAAAAUUAGAUCGGGUGAGUUUUUAUUUGCCUUUAAACGCCUCCUGGUAA